Odocoileus virginianus texanus is the source of this 1103-nucleotide messenger RNA. The record is from RefSeq and is a predicted model, not a curated record. NCBI's taxonomy places the organism in Eukaryota, Metazoa, Chordata, Mammalia, Artiodactyla, Cervidae.
AUGUCGGCCUGCGCCUUCCGGUACAACGGGCUCUCCUUCGUCUACCUCAUCUACCUCCUGCUCAUCCCCCUGUUCUCGGAACCGACUAAAGCCACCAUGCAAGGACACACAGGACGGUUGUUAAAGUCUCUGUGCUUCACCAGUCUCUCCUUCCUGUUGCUGCACAUCAUUUUUCACAUCACGUUGGCGAGUCUGGAGGCACAGCACCGCAUCGCACCUGGUUACAACUGCUCAACCUGGGAGAAGACUUUCCGACAGAUCGGCUUCGAAAGCUUAAAGGGAGCCGACGCUGGCAAUGGGAUCCGAGUGUUUGUGCCUGACGUAGGCAUGUUCAUCGCCAGCCUGACCAUCUGGCUGGUCUGUAGGAACAUUGUUCAGAAGCCAGUGGCCGAAGAGGCCGCGCAGUGUAACCCGGAGUUUGAGAACGAAGAGUCGGCUGGAGGAGAAAAAAUAGACUCCGAAGAGGCCCUGAUCUAUGAAGAGGACUUAGAUGAAGGAGACGGUGCUGAAGGCGACUUGGAGGAAAGCACGAAAUUAAAACUCUUCCGCAGGCUGGCCUCCGUGGCCUCCAAGCUGAAGGAGUUUAUUGGCAACAUGAUAACCACUGCAGGGAAGGUGGUUGUGACGAUUUUACUGGGUUCAUCAGGGAUGAUGCUGCCCUCUCUGACCUCGUCCGUGUACUUCUUCGUGUUCCUGGGCCUGUGCACCUGGUGGUCCUGGUGCCGGACCUUCGACCCCUUGCUGUUCAGCUGUCUCUGCGUCCUGCUGGCCAUCUUCACUGCGGGACACCUGAUCGGGCUCUAUCUGUACCAGUUCCAGUUCUUCCAGGAAGCCGUUCCCCCCAACGACUACUACGCCAGAUCCUGCAGUUUGAAAAUGAACAAGAAUUGUGGGAAGGAAUGGGAGAGAUUCAGGCCAUUCCCUGUGGAGGCAGCAUUCUCUAUUAAAUAAAUACACAACAACUUGUCCCAUGUCGGCCUUUCCAUGUCCUGUUUCAACAAAUCACAAUAAGAAAAUGAGCUUUGUUUAGUGAAGGAAAAACAUGUUUAUUCCGGUGUUAAAACAGUAUAUGAAAGAAAAGCCAAAGCCUCAAACUUCAGCAA